AUGGUUCAACUCACCGAGGUUGUCGACGAGCACUUCCAGGAGGGUCAGGUUGGCCCCGAGGACGACGAUGAAGACUACUCUGAUACCGACUCCGAAAUCUCCACGGAAUCCGACUAUGAUCCCCUCAAUGAGACUUUCGGCGAGCGCCUCUACGCGCUGCGCGACAUCAUUCCUCCCCAGACCCGCGCCAGCAUCUCCAACGGCGUCACCAACACAACCGAUGCCGUAAAGUCGGUGCUCUCCUUUGGUGGCAAGACUCUUUGGGUCAUUGCCACCUCGGCAAUGCUGUUGGGUGUGCCGUGGGCACUGGCCUUUGCUGAGGAGCAGCAGGUCAUGGAUAUGGAGAGGGAAAUGAAGAUGCGUGAGAUGGGUAGCGACAUCCUUACUACUGGUGAAGCUGGUGCUGAGGGCUCAGCCACUGCUCAGCAGGUUGGCGCUGCGCUCGACCGUGCCGAGGCCAAGCCCGCCCUGUAA
Molecule: messenger RNA, 474 nt
Organism: Pestalotiopsis fici W106-1
Lineage: Eukaryota; Fungi; Ascomycota; Sordariomycetes; Amphisphaeriales; Sporocadaceae
Product: Mitochondrial import receptor subunit tom-22
Exons: 3
Coding region: 1-474 (157 amino acids)
Biological process (GO): intracellular protein transport
Cellular component (GO): mitochondrial outer membrane
Source: RefSeq, a predicted model, not a curated record